AUGGCUGGAAGGAAUGACGCUGCGAUGGCUGCCGCAAUGCAAGCGAUGGCACAAGCUGUGCAGAACUUGCCAAACGCUGGUGGAGAUGCUGGAUCACGUAGCUUGGCGACUUUUCAGAGAGAGAAUCCGCCGGUGUUUAAAGGGAAGCAUGAUCCUGAUGCAGCCUUGGGAUGGUUGAAAGAGAUUGAGAGAAUCUUCCGUGUUAUGGAUUGCACUCCAGCUCAGAAGGUUCGGUAUGGUACUCACAUGCUAGCAGUCGAAGCUGAUGACUGGUGGCUGGAGACUCACGAGAGAUUGACCGCGGCAGGUGAAGUCAUUACUUGGGAUGUAUUCCGUAGGGAAUUCCUGAGAAAGUAUUAUCCGGAAGAUGUCCGUGGUAAGAAGGAAAUUGAGUUCCUUGAGCUGAAGCAAGGAAACAUGUCUGUCACUGAUUAUGCUGCGAAAUUUGUGGAGCUGUCCAAAUUUUAUCCUCAUUACACUGGUGCUGGUGCUGAAUUUUCAAAGUGCAUCAAGUUUGAAAAUGGAUUGCGCUCUGAAAUUAAGAAGGCUGUUGGGUAUCAGAAGAUACGCAUUUUUACUGAUUUGGUUGAUAGCUGCAGGAUAUUUGAAGAAGACAAUAAUGCUCAUUACAAGAUUGUCAGUGAUCGCAGAGGCAAGCAACAUCAAAACCGUGGCAAGCCGUAUGAUGUUCCAGCUGGAAAGGGGAAGCAAAGAGCUGCUCCGGCUCAGAGAGCUAGUGGGGGAGGUGCUCCUGCUGGUAUAGUUUGCUUCAAAUGUGGUCAAGCUGGUCAUAAGAGUAAUGUAUGCACUGCUGAAGUAAAGAGGUGUUUUCGCUGUGGUAAGAUUGGUCAUGCAGUAGCUGAUUGCAAGCACAAAGAAGUGAUUUGUUUUAAUUGUGGCGAAGAAGGGCAUAUUGGAAGUCAGUGUCAGAAGCCGAAGAAAGGGAAUCAGUCAGGAGGCAAGGUCUUUGCUUUAUCGGGUUCUGAG
Molecule: messenger RNA, 987 nt
Organism: Lathyrus oleraceus (garden pea)
Lineage: Eukaryota; Viridiplantae; Streptophyta; Magnoliopsida; Fabales; Fabaceae
Exons: 1
Molecular function (GO): zinc ion binding; nucleic acid binding
Source: RefSeq, a predicted model, not a curated record